AUGGGCGUGGCCAGCCCCGCCCCUGCGGUCGCAGCGCAGACGCUGCUGAGGUCCGGGAGGUCCGCGUCCAUGGCCGCCGCGCUGCUCGCCCGGGCCGGUGGCCCGCUCCGCCGAGGUGAGUGCGCUCGGGCCGCGUCCGCGGAGCCCCAGGGCCGCUCGCACGGCCGAGAUGCUGGCGGCGGCUCCUGCCGCGCGCGGGCGGGCGGGACGGCGCCACCCUUGGCUGCGCGCGCCCUUUGCCCUAGUUCGGUGGCCUCUGGCGCGUGCCCGGCCCAGGCUCUGCAGGGACCCCGGCUCCUGCUCGGCUCCCUUCUUGUGCGAACCCCAUCGCCAGUUCCUCUUUGCACCGCCGCAUCCACACCCAUGCAUCCCCAUUCCAGCUCCAGCAGAGUGCUCCAGCCUCGAGAGUGGCGCAGGUUACAUACUGUUUACCAAUCUGUGGAACUGCCCGAGACGCAUCAGAUGUUGCGUCAGACGUGCCGUGACUUUGCCGAGAAGGAGCUGGUCCCCAUUGCAGCCCAGCUGGACAAGGAGCAUCUCUUCCCCACGGCUCAGGUGAAGAAGAUGGGUGAGCUUGGGCUGCUGGCUAUGGAUGUCCCGGAGGAGCUGAGCGGAGCCGGCCUGGAUUACCUGGCCUACUCCAUUGCCCUGGAGGAGAUCAGCCGCGGCUGUGCCUCCACUGGGGUUAUCAUGAGUGUCAACAAUUCUCUCUACUUGGGGCCCAUCCUGAAGUUUGGAUCCCCAGAGCAGAAGCAGCGGUGGAUAACCCCUUUCACCAGUGGAGACAAAAUCGGCUGCUUUGCUCUCAGUGAGCCAGGGAAUGGCAGUGACGCAGGGGCUGCCUCCACCACGGCCCGGGAAGAGGGUGACUCGUGGGUCCUCAACGGCACCAAAGCCUGGAUCACCAACUCCUGGGAGGCUUCGGCCACAGUGGUGUUUGCCAGCACAGACCGGUCCCAAAAGAACAAGGGUAUCAGUGCCUUCCUGGUGCCCAUGCCAACACCCGGGCUCACACUGGGCAAGAAGGAAGAUAAGCUGGGCAUCCGGGCCUCAUCCACGGCUAACCUCAUCUUUGAGGACUGUCGCAUCCCCAAGGAGAACCUGCUGGGCCAGCCAGGGAUGGGCUUCAAGAUCGCCAUGCAAACCCUGGACAUGGGCCGCAUCGGCAUCGCCUCCCAGGCCCUGGGCAUUGCCCAGGCCUCCCUCGACUGCGCUGUGAAAUACGCUGAGAACCGCAUUGCCUUUGGGGCACCCCUUACCAAGCUCCAAAACAUCCAGUUCAAGCUGGCAGACAUGGCCGUGGCCCUGGAGAGUGCCCGCCUGCUGACCUGGCGUGCUGCCAUGCUGAAGGACAACAAGAAGCCGUUCAGCAAGGAGUCGGCCAUGGCCAAGCUGGCUGCGUCUGAGGCUGCGACCGCCAUUAGCCAUCAGGCCAUCCAGAUCCUGGGCGGCAUGGGUUACGUGACAGAGAUGCCAGCCGAGCGGUACUACCGAGACGCCCGCAUCACAGAGAUCUACGAGGGCACCAGCGAAAUCCAGAGACUGGUGAUUGCCGGGCACGUGCUCCGCAGCUACCGCAGCUGAGCCCCUGGGUCGGGGCUUGCCC
This is a messenger RNA of Phodopus roborovskii (desert hamster), 1606 nucleotides long. It is a transcript of the gene Acads, whose product is annotated as acyl-CoA dehydrogenase short chain. The transcript is spliced from 10 exons. Gene Ontology annotation, biological process: butyrate catabolic process; fatty acid beta-oxidation using acyl-CoA dehydrogenase. Gene Ontology annotation, molecular function: flavin adenine dinucleotide binding. The record is from RefSeq and is a predicted model, not a curated record. Gene Ontology annotation, cellular component: mitochondrion. NCBI's taxonomy places the organism in Eukaryota, Metazoa, Chordata, Mammalia, Rodentia, Cricetidae. The coding region runs from base 1 to 1584 and encodes 527 amino acids.